Molecule: messenger RNA, 939 nt
Organism: Anolis sagrei ordinatus
Lineage: Eukaryota; Metazoa; Chordata; Lepidosauria; Squamata; Anolidae
Product: olfactory receptor 10A7-like
Biological process (GO): G protein-coupled receptor signaling pathway
Cellular component (GO): membrane
Molecular function (GO): G protein-coupled receptor activity; olfactory receptor activity; odorant binding
Source: RefSeq, a predicted model, not a curated record
AUGGAUCGAAAUCAGUCAAGCAUUACAACAUUCAUCCUCUUGGGAUUUGGUAAUCGCUUUGAAGUACGGGUUUCCUUUUUUAUACUAUUUCUAGUCAUCUACACUUUGUCCAUAGGUGGAAACCUCUUCAUUGUUUUCCUGGUAAUGCUUGACCGGCAUCUUCAUACCCCUAUGUAUUUUUUCCUUGCGAACCUGUCCUGUUUGGAGACCUGCUACAUUUCAACCAUUUUACCUAAAAUGUUGGCUAGUUUCUUGACUGGGGACAGAGGCAUAUCCAUUGAAGGAUGCAUUACACAGUACUAUUUCUUUGGCUUCUUUGCAGCUACUGAAUGCUACCUUUUGGCAGUAAUGUCUUAUGAUCGCUACCUGGCCAUAUGCAAACCACUGCAUUAUGCAUCUCUUAUGAAUGGUAGACACUGCCUUCAGUUGGCAUUCACAUCUUGGAUGAGCGGCUUCUUGACCAACACUAUAAUUACAGCUUGUAUGCUAGAACUUGCAUUCUGUGGGCCCAAAGAAAUUGACCAUUUCUUUUGUGAUAUAUACCCAGUGGUGAACUUGUCCUGCAGCAAUAACUACUUAGUAAAACUUGUAACUUUAAUUCUGGGCCUCAUGGGAACAGGACCACCUUUUCUCCUAACUUUGUCCUCCUAUGUCUGCAUUCUCUGUGUCAUCUUGAGAUUUGAAUCUAAAUCUGCUCAACGGAAGACCUUCUCUAUUUGUUCAUCCCAUCUUAUUGUUGUGACACUCUACUACGGAUUAAUAUUUCUUAUUUACAUAGUCCCUGAGACAGAAACACUGAAAGAACUUCGCAAGAUAUUCUCUCUUUUCUACACUGUCCUGACUCCUGUUCUCAAUCCUCUCAUAUACAGUUUGAGAAACAGAGCAGUGAAGAAUGCUUUCUUCAGGUGUGUCAGGAAAUACAGCAAUAGAGUUUCAUAG